AUGGCAAGGCAGGUCAGCCGCUCACCGCUGCUCAAGCCCUUCUUCCCGAGGACGCCUGUGAGAGGGGUCAGCCCUCUGCAACAGAGACGCCACACGCUCCCGGCCAGCGAGUUCAGGAACCUCACGCCACAGGACGCCAUCAGCGUGUUUGAGAUCGAGAGAGAAGCAUUCGUCUCUGUGUCUGGAGAGUGUCCCGUCACCCUGGACGAGGUGCUGAACUUCCUGAGUCAGUGUCCUGAGCUCUCACUGGGCUGGUUCGAGGAGGGACAACUGGUGGCUUUCAUCAUCGGCUCUGGCUGGGACAAGGAGAGGCUUUCACAAGAGGCCAUGACUCAGCACGUCCCGGACAGCCCGGCCGUGCACCUCCAUGUGCUGUCGGUGCAUCGCCACUGCCGCCAGCAAGGCAAGGGCUCCAUCCUCCUGUGGCGCUAUCUGCAGUACCUGCGCUGCGUCCCGGGCCUCCGGCGAGCUCUGCUGAUCUGCGAGGACUUCCUGGUGCCUUUCUACCUCAAGGCCGGCUUCAAAGAGAAGGGCCCGUCGGCCAUCUCUGUGUCCAACAUGCAGUUCCAUGAGAUGGAGUACACGGUGGGCGGGCAGGCGUACGCCAGGAGGAACAGUGGCUGCUAG
Limanda limanda (common dab) is the source of this 627-nucleotide messenger RNA. RefSeq names its product arylalkylamine N-acetyltransferase 2 (gene aanat2). Gene Ontology annotation, molecular function: aralkylamine N-acetyltransferase activity. Lineage: Eukaryota; Metazoa; Chordata; Actinopteri; Pleuronectiformes; Pleuronectidae. Gene Ontology annotation, biological process: response to light stimulus; circadian rhythm. The record is from RefSeq and is a predicted model, not a curated record. Bases 1 to 627 code for a protein of 208 amino acids. The transcript is spliced from 3 exons. Gene Ontology annotation, cellular component: cytoplasm.